Molecule: messenger RNA, 1122 nt
Organism: Cyclopterus lumpus (lumpfish)
Lineage: Eukaryota; Metazoa; Chordata; Actinopteri; Perciformes; Cyclopteridae
Product: beta-hexosaminidase subunit beta-like
Exons: 4
Coding region: 525-905 (126 amino acids)
Biological process (GO): carbohydrate metabolic process; ganglioside catabolic process; glycosaminoglycan metabolic process
Cellular component (GO): membrane
Molecular function (GO): beta-N-acetylhexosaminidase activity
Source: RefSeq, a predicted model, not a curated record
GAUGGGUGUGAUGGGAGUGAUGGGUGUGAUGGGUGUGAUGGGAGUGAUGGGAGUGAUGGGAGUGAUGGGAGUGAUGGGAGUGAUGGGAGGCGGCAGCUGGUUCGUGGGGAGGUGUAGUUCAUGACCCAAUAAACUGAACGGAGAUGAUGAUGAUGAUGAUGAUGAUGAUGAUGAUGAUGAGUGAAUGACGUGGACGCCUCGUCUUCGGUGUCCCGGGUUCAAAUCCAACAGACGUGGGGGGGCAAGGCAGGUUCGGUCCUCCAUAAACCUGGACCGAGACGAGUGGACUGAACCUUUGUUUGAUUUCCAUGUUCUGCAAAACAGAAGUAAAAUCCCAAGAAAUAAUAGAAAUGCUCGGACGUCUUCGUCCCUCCACUCCCUCUUCUUCGUCUUGCUGACCCGUGUGUGUGUGUGUGUGUGUGUGUGUGUGUGUGUGUGUGUGUGUGUGUGUGUGUGCUGUGUAGCUGAAGCCAGACACACUUAUCCACGUUUGGAAAGGAAACAAGGAGCAAUACCAGAGUGAGAUGGCAAACGUUACGUCGGCAGGGUUCCAGACCCUGCUGUCCACUCCCUGGUACCUGAACCGUAUCUCCUACGGCCAGGACUGGCAGGGCCAUUACAGGGCCGACCCGCAGGACUUCAAGGGAACUGAAGAACAAAAGAAGCUUGUGAUUGGUGGCGAAGCCUGUUUGUGGGGGGAGUACGUGGACGCCACCAACCUGACUCCCCGUCUCUGGCCUCGUGCCAGCGCCGUGGCAGAGCGUCUGUGGAGCGCCGCGGACGUGACGGACAUCAACGACGCCUUCAACAGACUGUCCGUGCACCGCUGUCGCAUGGUGGCGCGUGGGAUCCCAGCUCAGCCACUGUUCUCCAGCUACUGUCCCUGUGAGUACAAAGGCGUCUGAAGAAGACCGUAAAGCCGUGGGAACAGAAGAAUGGAAGAUAAUCCAUAAACAAUCGACGUAUAUCAAAGGAAUCGAACGCCAAACUGCCUUUUUUGUGCUACGAAGGCUCAAAAUCUGCUCCACAGAACUAUUGAUCAUCUAAUGUCAUAAACCUCUCGAAUUUAUGAAUGCACUUUUUUCAUGAAUGUUUGAUUGUGAAUAAAAUCUUGACAUUUUA